Molecule: messenger RNA, 3063 nt
Organism: Argiope bruennichi
Lineage: Eukaryota; Metazoa; Arthropoda; Arachnida; Araneae; Araneidae
Product: cytochrome P450 18a1-like
Exons: 6
Coding region: 7-1533 (508 amino acids)
Biological process (GO): xenobiotic metabolic process
Cellular component (GO): intracellular membrane-bounded organelle; cytoplasm
Molecular function (GO): heme binding; oxidoreductase activity, acting on paired donors, with incorporation or reduction of molecular oxygen, reduced flavin or flavoprotein as one donor, and incorporation of one atom of oxygen; iron ion binding
Source: RefSeq, a predicted model, not a curated record
ACAGCAAUGUUCGUGACUAACUUCUCGCAGUACGUCAAUAGCUCGACAUGGGUCUUGCUUCCCAUGGUAGCAGUCUUCGUCUCUGUCUUCUCAUUUACUAGAUACAUCGUGAAAAGCUACUUCAACAGAAAUUUGCUGAAAGAGCCCCCAGGUCCAUGGGGUCUACCUAUCUUCGGUUACCUGCUGUUUCUGAAGCGCAGCUCUCAUUUGAAACUGACAAAAUUGGGGAAAAAGUUCGGUUCCAUCUAUCAAAUCUUUUUGGGUUCGAAAAGAGUCGUCGUUGUCAGUGAUCCAAAACUUGUCCGAGAAGCUUUCAGGCAGUCCAUCUUUUCUGGUCGACCCGACACUAGUCUAACGAGACUUAUGGAUGGCUAUGGGAUCAUUAAUUCUGGUGGCAAACUGUGGCUCGAGCAGAGAGCUUUUCUGCAUAGUGUUCUAAGAGAAUUUGGUGCUAGAAAUAUGGGACCCAAUCGCACAUCUUUAGAGUUGAACAUACAGAAUCAAGUGUCUGAGCUGUUGGCAUCGUUGUCAACUAGAAAAGGAGCUAAAGUAUAUGUGCGUCCUGUAAUUGCUCGUGCAGUUAGCAACGUAGUUGGAACCAUGUUGAUGAGCGUCACCUUCGAUGAAUCUGAUGAAGGUUUCAAACGGCUGUUGUACUUGAUCGAGGAUGGUUUCAAGCACUUAACAGUGGCCGUGCCUGUCAACUUUAUGCCUGUUCUCAGAUAUCUGCCUAUCGUCAGAAGUGCAUACAAAAAAAUCCAAAGUAACAAGAAAGAGACAGACGCAUAUUUCGCUCAAGUUGCCCGAAGACACAAAGAAACUUUAGAUCCAGAAAACGUCAGAGAUUUUGUUGACGCUUUUUUCGUGAAACAAGCAGAAGUGAAACAUCAAAACAAAGAAACUUUCUUCUCAGAUGAACAGCUCCAUCAAGUAAUGGGAGAUGUUUUUAGCGCUGGUCUGGAAACUGUCACUUCCACCCUCGAAUGGUCAGUUGUGUUCCUCGUCAGGCACAAAGCUGUGCAGAGACGCUUCCAGGAAGAAAUCGAUGAUGUUAUAGGUUCAGAAAGGAGGCCCGAACUCAGCGAUCUUCCUCACAUGCCAUAUGCCGAGGCUUUCAUUCUUGAAGUUCUUCGCAGAGCCAAUGUCAUCCCUCUUGGGAAUUCUCACGCUACUUUACAAGAUACUCAAUUAGGUGGCUAUUUUAUUCCCGAAGGAACUCAUAUCAUACCCAAUUUAUGGUCCAUUCAUAUGGAUCCUAAUCUGUGGGAUUCUCCGGAAGAAUUCCGACCCGAACGUUUCCUAGUCGACGGAGCUGUUGUAAAACCUCAGCACUUCAUGCCGUUUUCUGUUGGAAGGAGAAUGUGCGUUGGAGACAUUCUUACUAAAAUGGAAGUAUUUCUGUUUCUGACCGGUCUUCUGCAAAAAUUUGAUCUAGAAGUUCCAGCAGACGAAGAACUCCCAAAUUUGGAUGCCGAUACUCACGUUUCCCUUUCUGCAAAGCCAUUCAAUGUGUGCGCCUUUCCCAGAGAAUAAGAGCUGUGCUUUUUUUGAACGUCACCUCAAUUUCAAUUCUCAAAAACAGAAACCGCUCUAUUCAUUUAUACGGCGAAAUAUAUCAAAUAUGCUUUGUAUCAAAAUGAUAUUAUGCCAUUACACUGCAAUCAUAUUUAGAACAUUUUAAGCUCAUUUAACAUUUCUAUACAUUGCAUUAUUUCAUGAAUCGAUGCUUUUUUAUUUUUCUAUAAGUUUUCAUUAGCUUUUUAAAGCAUUGAAACAAAGAAAAUUUCUCAUCAAAUAUAUGUGCCAACGAUCAAAAAUUGCAUAUAAUAAUUUUGUUUAUUGUAAGUUUCUAACUCAUUUGAACGAUUAUAAAGGAAAAAUAUUUUAAUUGAUUCAUUAGAAUGUCAACGUUUUUCCAUUAUAAAGAAGAUCAUGCACAUUUAUAUCAUUUUUAUGCUUGUUUUUUUUGUCUAUCACAAAGCCAUUUGUAAAUAAUCUCAUCUUCAAUUUAGAAUAUAAGAAUCAAAAUCAUUGUCCUUGUUCAAUGUAUGAAUAUUUUUUAUUGUUUUUGCAUUCAUAUUCUUGUAUCAAUGAAUUUUUAAGAAUCUAAAUUGCACGCUGCAAGUUCGUAGUUCCACAUGCACACGUUAUAAAUCGUUAUAAAUACUACUUGAAGAUUUUAUUAAAAAUGUUAUAUCUAUAAAAUGCUCUUUAAAAUAAAAAUAUUCGCUACAUCACCUUCAUUUCCAACAUACCCUUUUUUCGGAGUUGGCUUUAUUUCAGUAGCACUGAAAGCAAAAUUCUGAGAAAUAAAAUUUAAGAUACUUUUCAGUUCAUUAUAGAAAUUAUUUAGGUUUUCAGAAGUUAAAUCAAUGCAAUGAUUUCUCUACAUACUUAAUAACGUAACUGAGAAGAGAGAGUUUAGUGCUUUUGCCUUAUUUCAAAAUGUACACAAAUUGCUAUUUUUAUGAAAACAAUAAUUUGUAUACAUUUUGAAAUUUCCAUAUUUCACUUUGAAUAAGUGAUAAAUGCCUCAGCUACCAUUGGAUGCCUAUAUUCCUUGCUACAUCAUUGCCCUUGCCAAUAUUAACGAUAUAAGACUUUAUAGUAGGAUAUUUUAUAGAUAACAACACAUUCAUAUUUAUUGCAGUACUUAAAUAAGUUCAUUGCCAUCAUCUGAAAUCAAAAUCUGUAAAUGAAUAUGCAACAAAUAGUACAAACUGAGCUUUAUCGGUAUUCGAAGACAAAAGCAUUAAAUAAACCCAUUUUAUUUACAGUCGUAUUCCUUAAAAGAACGCAAAAGGUAUCUUAACUGUAGAAAAUAUUUUUCAUUGUUAAUUUGCUAUAAUUCUGGACGAAAAAUUAACUCUAGAAGCUUUAUAAAAGAUGUGGUUGAAAUAAUUUAUUCAAAGUUUACUCAUGAUACAUUUUUGCACUCAAUAGGAAUGCUACUUGCCAAUUAAUCUUCGAAUGCCGAAUUUAAAAUAAUAGUCUCACAUUGAGAUUUUUUAUGUUUCUGUUUUAUCAGUAUUAUGAGUGCAGUUUAUAUGUUCCUUGUAUUCA